Trichomonas vaginalis G3 is the source of this 1392-nucleotide messenger RNA. RefSeq names its product amino acid transmembrane transporter protein. The transcript has a single exon. Gene Ontology annotation, molecular function: amino acid transmembrane transporter activity. Gene Ontology annotation, biological process: amino acid transmembrane transport. NCBI's taxonomy places the organism in Eukaryota, Parabasalia, Trichomonadida, Trichomonadidae. Bases 1 to 1392 code for a protein of 463 amino acids. The record is from RefSeq and is a predicted model, not a curated record.
AUGGAAGUGGAUAAUCAAUACAAGGACGAGUUAAUUUCAGAUAAGCCACCACCACCACCAACAGCAAUUGAUGCCUAUGGUAAUCCAGUUACUAUAUCCGAUAAUAAAACUCAAAAUACCUCAGCUUUAGAUCAAUUUGAACACUUCGAUGAUUUAGAUAUGCAACAAUACGAUGUUGAUAUUCCUAAGAGACAAGGCUUUCUCCCAACACUAUUCAAUCUUAUGAACUCCUUACUUGGAGCCGGCAUUUUAUCGGUUCCUAACACAUUCGUUGAUUCUGGUACAAUAGUUUCAAUAUUUUUGCUUGUAUUCAUUGCAGCCUUAUCAUUUUAUGCAACGUAUAUUGUUAUUUCGCUUCAACAAAGUACUCGUGCAGAAAGUUUCGCAGAUUUAGCCGAGAAAAUACUAGGACACAAAUGGACGAUUGCACUCUCGAUAUUAACAUUGUUGUUUUUGAUCUCUAUUCUACUUGCAUAUAUCAUGAUUGCAGGAGACAUCUUAAUUUCAUGGUUCAAGCUUGCAAAAGUCUAUGCAGUAGAAAAAUUUGGUUAUCGUGCCAUUCUCAUGUUUAUUUAUGCCAUGAGUAUCCCAAUUGCUCUGACUAUCCCUAGAGACAUCUCAUUCCUCAAAUUUUUCUCAGGUGCAAACGUUGCAUUCGUUACAUUCUUUGUUGUUGUCGUCGUAUACAAGUCAGUUAUGAAUCUUUCGAAAUCAAAGAAGAUUAAUGCAACCGUUAAACACUUUAAAGUAGAUAUGGACUUGUUUAACUCAUUAUCUAUAUACGCUCUUACAUUUGCAUUACCUUGCGUUGUGCUUCCUGUUGUAGCUCCUUACGAACCUUUAGUUAAAAAGAGAAGUGUUGCUUCUUUAUCAGCAAUCUCUUUAGUUCUUGCUAUGGCCCUUGUUUCCUCUCUUUUCUGCUACUUUGAUAUGGGAAAUAUCAUACAAGGAAACGUAUUAAAUACAUAUGGUGAUGGAGAAAUCAUCAUUAUCAUUACAAGAGGUGUGUUCUUCUUUGUUGUAUCAUUUGCUUAUCCUCUUAUCUCUCAAUCAACACUUUCUAUGCUGUCAACAUUAAUAUUCAAUCAAGCAUCACAUGCAACACUCGAUAACAAGCAGAGAUUAGCUGUUCUUGCUAUAAAUAAUGGUAUUCCAUUGGUUAUCGCUAUGCUUGUAAAGAAUAUUAAACCAAUUCUUGGAAUCGGUGGUGCAAUUGGUGGUUGCUUGGCCAAUUUCUCAUUCCCAGCAUUAAUGUACCUCAAAUAUACAGAUCUUAAGCUAUACCAUUGGAAGAAUAUUUGCGCAAUUUUGUUUGGAUUGUUUGGAGUUGGAUGCUGCAUUCUUUCUACAUAUAUAGCUGUUCAGAACGCUAUUAAAGCGUUUUCUAAGUAA